Molecule: messenger RNA, 6775 nt
Organism: Equus caballus (horse)
Lineage: Eukaryota; Metazoa; Chordata; Mammalia; Perissodactyla; Equidae
Gene: USP46
Product: ubiquitin specific peptidase 46
Biological process (GO): protein deubiquitination
Cellular component (GO): nucleus; cytosol
Molecular function (GO): cysteine-type deubiquitinase activity
Source: RefSeq, a predicted model, not a curated record
CUCCCGGCCUCCCUCUCUCGGCCAAACUGCCAGCCGGACCCCAGGCCGCCUCCCCGCCGCCGCCGCCGCCGCCGCCGCCGCCUGGCCUCCGCGCGAGCGCUCCACCAUGGACAGUCCUGUUUUCACCUUAUAAAGAUGGCGGUGCGGGAUCGCUGCAACCUUUAGACUAAUGACUGUCCGAAACAUCGCCUCCAUCUGUAAUAUGGGCACCAAUGCCUCUGCUCUGGAAAAAGACAUUGGUCCAGAGCAGUUUCCGAUCAAUGAACACUACUUUGGAUUGGUCAACUUCGGAAACACUUGCUACUGUAACUCCGUGCUUCAGGCCUUGUACUUCUGCCGGCCGUUCCGGGAGAAUGUGUUGGCAUAUAAAGCCCAGCAAAAAAAGAAGGAAAACUUGUUGACGUGCCUGGCAGACCUUUUCCACAGCAUUGCCACGCAGAAGAAGAAGGUUGGCGUGAUCCCACCAAAGAAGUUCAUUUCGAGGCUGAGGAAAGAGAAUGAUCUCUUUGAUAACUACAUGCAGCAGGAUGCUCACGAAUUUUUAAAUUAUUUGCUAAACACUAUUGCGGACAUCCUGCAGGAAGAGAAGAAACAGGAAAAACAAAACGGAAAAUUAAAAAAUGGCAACAUGAACGAAACUGCGGAGAAUAAUAAGCCAGAACUCACCUGGGUCCAUGAGAUAUUUCAGGGAACGCUCACCAAUGAAACUCGGUGCUUGAACUGUGAAACUGUUAGUAGCAAAGAUGAAGAUUUUCUUGACCUUUCUGUGGAUGUGGAGCAGAAUACAUCUAUUACCCACUGUCUAAGAGACUUCAGCAACACGGAAACACUGUGUAGUGAACAGAAGUAUUAUUGUGAAACGUGCUGCAGCAAACAGGAGGCCCAGAAGAGGAUGAGAGUCAAAAAGCUGCCCAUGAUUUUGGCCCUGCACCUAAAGCGGUUCAAGUACAUGGAGCAGCUGCACAGGUACACCAAGCUGUCCUACCGAGUGGUCUUCCCCCUGGAACUCCGGCUCUUCAACACCUCCAGCGAUGCGGUGAACCUGGACCGCAUGUACGACCUGGUCGCGGUGGUGGUUCACUGCGGCAGUGGUCCAAAUCGUGGGCAUUAUAUUACUAUUGUGAAAAGUCAUGGCUUCUGGCUUCUGUUUGAUGAUGACAUUGUAGAGAAAAUAGAUGCCCAAGCUAUUGAAGAAUUCUAUGGCCUGACAUCAGAUAUAUCAAAAAAUUCAGAAUCUGGAUAUAUUUUAUUCUAUCAGUCAAGAGAAUAACUUAAAGAACCGUGGGACUAACUCAAGUGGGGGAAAAUAUUCAAAGCACUAUUCUCUGGUUUCUCUGCAGACUUUCUUCUUCCCCAGCAGCCCGCCAGUGGUAUUACCCUGAGUCUCAGUGGUCUGGCUGUGUUAGACACUCUCCCCUUGUUUUUUUACAUACAGCACUACUUGUGGUCUUAUUUUAGUCUGAGUAGAGUUAACUGCAAUCAGAUUGUAGUAAGAUUUAUAUUAAUAACAGUUGCUAAUUUUAGGAUUGGGUAAAUGCUGUGCCACUGGCUGAAUUAGAAUGACAUUUCCUCCGAAUGUCUACAGUCUAUUUGGGGUCUUUGCUAAACUUCCUAAAUGGCUCCCGGGGUCUCCUUUCAAUGCAUUCCUUUAAGUUGCCCCUGGAAACGUUGCGACCCACUUUUAGCUUCUCUGCCUCUCUUCUGACCGAAGGACAGAAAAAUUGGAUGGAUCUUCCCCUUUUAGGGCUGCAAUUAUAGCUUUAAGUUUGUGCAAGUGAAAAUGUUUAAACGUGAGUAACCUCGAUGCUAAAAUCAUCCUCCCAGUGGAACAGGGUGAAGAAAAGCUGUUCAUGGUGGCCAGCAUCUGCCCGGGGGCUGUGCUUGCGUUGCUGUUAGAAUUCCAGGGGCUCAGAAGGUGUGGAGCUCAGGGCAGGCAAAGCCAAGAGGAGGAGGCUUUUGUGGACAGUGAAAAGUUACCUUUCUUACCUUUCUACCAAAACCAAGUUUCAGGAAAAUAACUCUAUGCUGUUUGUUUUUAGUGAUACUUUUUUUCUGUCAGGUUGUGUGAGUUGUAUCUAUCCUUUAUCUGGCACUGCUAAGCUUUCCAGGGUAUCUUUGCAAUCCUGCUGGUGUUUCGCAGUCUGUGGUCCCAGGACUGCAACACCACGGUGACGCCUGCAGCACAGCUCUCCUUAGCCAGUCAGUACCAGCAGCAUUGUUUUUCAGGAAGAACAAAGGCACUGUACCUUUACUACCAUCAGCCACGUUGUACAACUGUUCACUUUUUAACAUUUCAGCCUGUUUACUGAGGCACUGGCAAGUCCCAGGACGAAUAUGGAACCUUUCCUAGAAGGAAUACUGGAGUUAGCUGGGUGUGAAGGUGGGUCAAAGGAAGUGUCAGUGGGCAGGUGGAGGAAUGAACAAAAUGGCAGCGUUUCUUUGGCUCAGACUCCUAGGAUGCUUGACAAGACGGAGUUUUUUGGAAGAACCUCAUCUCACCAUAGUUACUUUUACUUUUUUCACUUUUGUUAUAUAUGUAUUUAUUAGAUCAUUGAAUAUUGGUACCUUUUAUUAAAAGGGUCAAUUUGAUGUUUUGCCAUUGAGCUGGUUUUUGGUUUCCUACAAAUACUAUGAGUCUAGCUCUUGGCUUCCUUUGGGAGGUCAGUUGAUUUCCAUACACUAUAAUAUACUGUGAACAUGUUAUUUUGUUACCUAGUAAAUCAGCGAAUGAACAUGCAAACAUUUGGCAUAAUGUGAACUAAAACUGAAAUUGAAAACGUUAAUGGCCAUUUUGCAACAAUUAAGAGCAUAGCACUUUAUCUAGAUGAAAACUGGAUUUCUUAUCUUUGAAAUAUCUUGAACUGUUUAUUGCUCAGAACUUAAAUAAGCAUGCCAACGCUCAUUCGUUCAUGCUUGAAGUGAAAUGUUUUACUUUUCACUGGAGAAGACAAAAACAGGGUGAUCUUCACGUUAUUGUUUUAUACAAGUGACGAAAAUAUACCUUGCCUUGUUUAGAGGCGAAUUCAUAUUUAUAAAUACUUUGUCUUUUUUUCCUCCAUGAAACAUAUGCAGUAAUCACUUACCUGGAAAGUGAGUUUUUAUUCUGUUUAAGGAGAGACACUUUCCAACUGAGGGUGAUUGAUAUAGGGAACUGUUUGUACUAUAUAUAACCCAUAUAUUUAACUGCAGGUUGCAAAGUUUAAAAAAAUGAUGGUUGAUCUCUAAUAUAUUUGGAAAUUAAAAAAACUAUUAAAAUUAUCUUUGAAGUGACUCUUGAAGCUAAUUUAUUAGGAAAAAAAGUUUCAAUUGGAAGCCUGUAGAAUUAAUAUCUAAAUGCUAAAUCAUAAAUUCAGGACAUUUUCUUUUUCCUUUGGAUGCACAAAGAAAGAGUUUUUCCCACUAACUUAACUGAAAUAAUUCUUUUUAAUAGAAAGGGUCAGUUAAAAUUCAGUAUUCAUGGAUAGAUUUUUGGAAUAAAAAAAUAAGUAUGAAAGAUAAUGCAAAGACAUUAAAGUGUCAUGCAGGAAAAGAAGAUGGGGAAAAGACCAAAACAUACUCACCCACCAACCCUCCGUCAGUUUUUUAAACUUCAGAGUUAUCUGGUCGUUUCUUCCCUCUUCCUCUUCAAUAAAUGAAACAAACACUAGGCAGCUACAUUUCCCCCCCCAAUCAUUUCACUUUAUGUAAAGACAGUAGCAAACACUUUUUAAUUUUUCAUCCCUCCUUCAUCGUGUAAAGCAGAGAAUGGCUGGGAUGUGUGAGACCCUUCUGAGGUCAGUGAUAGCACAAGAGCGCAGCAAUAUUCCCUCAAACGGCCAGGGUUUUUGCGUGUCGUUUUCUGGCAGGAGUGAGUAGGCCUGCUGUAUUUCUUUUAACUGCUGGGUGUUUUAAAAUAAGUUAAGUGUUUUACACUUAAAAAAGAGAAGAAAUGUUUGCUUUAUUGGUUACUUACUAGUUUAGCAUCUUGAUUAUGGUACAGUAUGCUAAAAAGUCAUUUGUUUAAAAGUAAAUUUCGGUAAAAUGCUGAUAUCAGUCCUGUUGUGUUGAUGCCUUUUCCUUUCUGAGGCACCACAAAGUGGACUGGUUUGAAGAGAGCCAAGGAACAAACGAGAAGGUGUUGGCUUGAAUAGGAAGCCAGUCAUGUUUGGUUUUAUGGCUUCAUAUAUUUUGGAUUUCAGAUGAAAUGGGGGAAAAAAAAUGACAGAAAUGGUCCCUAUGCGUUUAUUUUCAUGGGUACCCUUAAUUUCAUGGGCAUGCCUAACAAUGAACUGUGUUCUAACUGGAGCUUAGGGCUUAUUUUAGAUAUUGGAGUGUAGCUUUAUUACAGAUGGGUUUUAUCUUUAAACAUUGCAUUCUGAUCAACUUUGUAUAUUCAUAUGUAUUGAAAUGUUGUGCACUAAAUGUUUUGCCCUCGUUUGCUAUUAUAUGGUCAAGGCAUUUAUCAGCACUAUUGUGAUUAACUCAUGUAAAUGGCAUGGGUCGGGGAAAAUUAUUUCCUACUUUUCUGCCUAUUAAAUUUCUGUUUUCCAGUAUUACAUUAAUUUAUUUUUGGCUUCCAUUUUUGUAUAAGCAAAAUAGUUACUGUAUUUGUGUGGCAUUCAUUUGACUGUGUUGCUAAAAAGAAAAUUUAGUUUUUAUUUGAAAUAAUUUGUACCUUAAUUUUUUUUAAUGUAACCAAUUCAAGCACUUUAAGCAAUAAUGUCAAUCUUGUGAAAUUUCAAUCAGUUUAACACCCUGCCUCUAAAAUUGUUUGCAAAAAAGUAAAUAAAUAAAAUAGGAAUUCUCUUCCUAGGGAAUUAUAUCCGAGUAAUGUUACACACAUGGACUUAAAAUCCUUUUUAUAAAAUGGGAGUCAUUGGCAAGUCUCAUGUCCAGGUAAUCGUUCCAUACUUAGUUUUGAAGCGGUGGAAUGUAAGGGACAUUCUGGUCAUUGUUAACAUGCAAAGACAGUACUACUGUCAAGGUUGACAAAGUCAGUGUUCUGGAGGUAACUUGCCACUUUUUGAGUGAAAAAGAUCAACAGGAUUAAUCCAGAAACCUAUAUCUGGGGAAUAGCAAAUUGAGAGUAUCAGUGAAAAAAAAAUUAGGGGUAUUGGUAACUUAGGCAUCACAAUGAGUUGCUUAGCUGGGACUUGGCAUAUAAAAUCUCUUUUACCAGUUAUGAAAUAAAAGAUCCAUUUCCAAAAUGAGGAAGUGGCUUCCAGUGCUGCGAUCCCGUCGGCAUCUGGUUUCUAAGUAGGAGUAGGAGUACGGUCCUGGCCCUGGGGUACGGACAGCCAUCCCCAGGCUGCUGGGUGGUUUCUGAGCUGUGAGGACUCCCAACAGGGGGCCAGGUGCAGGUGCAUGUCCUGUGGUCUCAGAGUGUGGCCUCCCAGGGCUGACACUCAACUUGCUGUUAACAUGCCUAAGGGUUUUUUUUUCCCCACCCAGUCACUUCGGGGGGUCCGUGUGUGGGCACAAGAUUGUCAUCUGAAUACUUUUGUCUGGGCCCAAUUAUGGGAAUAAAAUCCCACAGCCCAAGAGUCAGGCAGUGUGCCUUUAGGUCUCCCAGUUUCCCUCCAUCUUCUCUGGGGGCACUUCUGUUGACCCUGACUUAGCUGGAACAGAGGCUCCUUGGGAAAGUCGCUUAUAUCCCCCCUGAAGGCUGUAGGAGGGGAAGACCUCAGGAAACGGUUUCUUUUCUAGGCCUCAUUUUGUCCAUCUGUCAAGUGGAGUUUAUAGGAGAGGUCUGUCACCACCAGCAGCACACAAUUUCUGGAAUGAGAAAUGUUCUCCAUUUCUCCAAAUGUCCGUCCCUCUCUGUUCAUUGAUACUUAACACCUUCAACAGAGAAGGAAGCCUUCCAUUUCCAUUACCUCGUAUUUAUAGGAAGAUAAAAAUAUUUGCUAAGUAAUUUUUUUUUUCCUGAGGGAGGAUUUUGAUUGUGGGGAUGGUGCUAAAGACAGACCACUGAGACUUGUCCUAGAGAUGCCGCAGGUGGAGAGAUUUGGCACCUGUUAUAUGCUAGGGAUUGUGGUAGUGGUUAGGGAUAAACAGGUGAAGCAGAGAGGGUCCCUCUUCUAGUUUCUUGCCUCAGAAGAAUAGUCUGUGGAAAAGAAAUUUGUUGGAUUGUGGGAAGAACGUGUGUGGAGGGAAUUCAUCACCAUCAUAGAGUUUGAUGUUCGGCCUGGGUCUUACCGAGCAGAUGGCUCUGCUUCCGGUGGGCACUGUGAGAUAAAGCAGGCCGCUUCCUUUUUGUCUUGGAUCCACUUCUUGAAGCCCUCUUUCCUGCCCUCCCGCUCUUCCGUGUUGCCGUAGCCUGCCUUUUAGCUCCUUGUAGGGAGGACAGAAAUUUUUUAAAUGAAGUGUAAAUCCAUUACGUUGCAGCAAUGGACUCGAGCAUUUGCCUCUUAAUUCUCAUGUCAAAAGAGCCAGAAUAUUGAAAGUCUUAACUGUGGAUUUUAUGAAUCAAAUAUCUAAACAAUCUCUUUACAUUAUUAUCCAAUAAUCAGAGACUAUCCAAACUUACCAAAAUCAAUCAGGGCAUGAGAGCUCUUAAGCUAUGUGACUGAUAAUUUUAUUGGCUUAGCAACCUGUGUUCCCUUUUUUGUGUUCCCUUAUGUUUUAAUAGUGCUUUGAACAAAGCACGUUAGUAGCUUACAAACAAAUGAAUAAUUACUUCGUUUUGGUUAUGAGACACCAGAGUCAGAAACAACAUUAGAUUUUGUAAAAACGAUUCCUAAUUUUGUGCUCGUUUCCCACAUGAUGAUUCAUAAUAAAGUAUUUAUUAACAAUC